Molecule: messenger RNA, 658 nt
Organism: Columba livia (rock pigeon)
Lineage: Eukaryota; Metazoa; Chordata; Aves; Columbiformes; Columbidae
Product: dehydrogenase/reductase SDR family member 9
Biological process (GO): steroid metabolic process; retinol metabolic process
Cellular component (GO): intracellular membrane-bounded organelle
Molecular function (GO): all-trans-retinol dehydrogenase (NAD+) activity
Source: RefSeq, a predicted model, not a curated record
AUGAAAAUUGAUUCAGAGGGUCUCUGGGGACUUGUCAAUAAUGCCGGGAUUAUAGGGCCAUCAGUUCCUACAGACUGGUUGGAUAGACCAAUUGAAGUUAAUUUAAUUGGACUCAUAAAUGUUACAAUACAUAUGCUUCUCUUGAUAAGAAAAGCAAAUGGGAGGAUAGUAAAUGUAUUCAGUGUUGGAGGUCACCUAGCAUUCAGUGGUGGAGACUAUUUUCCUACAAAGUUUGGGGUAGAAGGAUUUAAUGACAGCUUAAGAAGGGAUAUGAAAGCUUUUGGAGAUAAGGUUUGUUGCAUUCAACCUGGACUGUUCAAAACACCAUUAUCCAAUCCAGCAAAGAUUAUGAAAGAGAAGGAGCUCAUUUGGAAUAAGCUCCCUCUUGACAUUAAAAAGCAAUAUGGAGAGGGGUAUUUUCAGAAAGAUGCAUCCAAGAAACAGAAACUGGCCAAGAUUUGUUUUAACAAGGACAUUUCACCAGGAAUUCAGUGCAUGGAGCAUGCCCUAACAAGCCUCCAUCCACAUGCCCACUAUGUUGUUGGGCAGGAUGCUAAGUUGUUUUGGAACCCCCUCUCAAGAAUGCUAGCAGUUAUACAAGUACUGCUGUGGAACAGAGUAGAGAUUGCAGCUUCCCAUGCAAAGUAAAUAUUUGCCA